Messenger RNA from Rhododendron vialii, 3890 nucleotides. RefSeq names its product probable alpha,alpha-trehalose-phosphate synthase [UDP-forming] 7. Gene Ontology annotation, molecular function: catalytic activity. The coding region runs from base 408 to 2981 and encodes 857 amino acids. Lineage: Eukaryota; Viridiplantae; Streptophyta; Magnoliopsida; Ericales; Ericaceae. Gene Ontology annotation, biological process: trehalose biosynthetic process. The transcript is spliced from 4 exons. Gene Ontology annotation, cellular component: cytosol. The record is from RefSeq and is a predicted model, not a curated record.
AUAAGCAAAGUAGAGAGAGAGUUGUUUUCCUUUUCCCAUAUUUUUUAUUUCUUUUCUGGUUUUUUCUUCUCAUAAGCAAAGUAGAGAGAGAGAGAGAGGAGGAGGAGGCGAGCAGAAGGCAGAUAUUGAGAUUUUGGAGAGAGAAAGAAAGGUGAAGGCCAGAGAGAGAGAGAGAGAGAGAGAGCAAACCCUAGAUUAUUCUGACUUAAAACAAAGAAAUUCUUUAUUUGUUGGAAUUGACUUUCCCAGAUCCUGAAAAAGCUCAUCUUUGAUCAUUACAACGUCAAAGAUCGUGUGCACAAUUGUACUUGGUUAACGCAAAAAGACAAUCUUGGUUUUGAUUUGCGUUGUGAGGUUUGUGAUUCGAAGAAAUUUGUGAGGCAGUAUAUUCAGAAAAUUUGGUAAAGAUGAUGUCUAGAUCGUAUACCAAUCUAUUAGAUCUAGCGUCGGGGAAUUUCCCUGUGAUGGGGCGCGAAAAGAAGCGCCUUCCGCGGGUAAUGACAGUUGCGGGGGUUAUAUCUGAACUUGAUGAUGAUCAAGCCAAUAGUGUGACUUCGGAUGUGCCUUCGUCAGUGGUUGUCGAUCGAGUGAUUAUUGUGGCUAAUCAGCUUCCGGUGAAAGCUAAGCGUAGACCGGAUAACAAAGGGUGGAGUUUUAGUUGGGAUGAGGAUUCCUUGUUGUUGCAUAUAAAAGAUGGUUUACCAGAUGAUAUGGAGGUUAUUUAUGUGGGGUCAUUGCGAGUAGAGGUAGAUUCAAGCGAACAAGAUGAUGUGUCUCAGCUAUUGUUGGAAAGAUUUAAGUGUGUCCCAGCUUUUUUGCCUCCAGACAUUUUGGCAAGAUAUUAUCAUGGCUUUUGUAAACAGCAUUUGUGGCCGCUCUUCCAUUACAUGAUACCUUACUCUGCUAGUCAUGGAGGUCGAUUCGAUCGCUCCUUGUGGGAGGCAUAUGUGGCGGCAAAUAAGAUUUUCUCUCAGAAGGUGAUUGAGGUGAUAAACCCGGAUGAUGACUACGUUUGGAUUCAUGAUUACCAUUUGAUGGUUCUGCCAACCUUCUUGAGGCGGCGUUUCAAUCGGCUGCGAAUGGGUUUUUUUCUGCACAGUCCAUUUCCUUCCUCUGAGAUAUAUAGAACUUUGCCCGUUCGAGAAGAGAUUCUCAAGGCCUUACUAAACUCGGACCUUAUUGGUUUCCACACCUUUGACUAUGCUAGGCAUUUCCUUUCUUGUUGCAGUCGGAUGUUGGGCUUGGAGUACCAGUCCAAAAGGGGUUAUAUUGGGUUGGAGUAUUAUGGACGGACUGUUGGGAUCAAGAUCAUGCCGGUUGGAAUCCAUAUGGGGCAGAUCGAGUCCGUCUUGAAACUGGCGGAUAAGGAUUGGAGGGUUGGUGAGCUAAAGCAGCAGUUUGAAGGAAAAACUGUGUUACUUGGUGUGGAUGAUAUGGAUAUUUUCAAAGGAGUCGACCUGAAGCUACUGGCAAUGGAACAGAUGCUCAAGCAGCACCCUAAGUGGCAGGGAAGGGCAGUAUUGGUACAAAUAGCAAAUCCUGCUAGGGGGAAAGGGAAAGAGCUUGAGGAAAUACAGGCGGAAAUGCAGGCAACCCGAAAGCGAAUAAAUGACACUUUUGGGAGUCCUGGUUAUGAACCAGUUGUUUUUAUUGAUAGACCAGUUUCUCUAAGCGAACGAGUUGCAUAUUAUAGCGUUGCAGAGUGUGUUGUGGUUACGGCAGUGAGGGACGGCAUGAACCUCACUCCGUACGAGUACAUUGUGUGUAGGCAGGGAAUCUCUGGAUCUGAUUCUAGUUCGGAAUCUAGUGGUGGGCCCAAGAAGAGCAUGCUAGUGGUAUCGGAGUUCAUUGGUUGCUCUCCUUCUUUAAGUGGCGCUAUUCGGGUCAACCCGUGGAACGUUGAAGCAACUGCCGAAGCAAUGAAUGAGGCAAUCUCGAUGGCAGAUGCGGAAAAGCAGUUGCGCCACGAGAAGCAUUAUAGAUAUGUGAGCACACACGAUGUGGCAUAUUGGUCGAGGAGUUUCUUCCAAGAUAUGGAGAGAACUUGUCAGGACCACUUCAGACGACGGUGUUGGGGAAUUGGGUUGAGCUUUGGUUUCCGGGUUGUAGCGCUUGAUCCAAAUUUCAGGAAAUUGUCAAUAGACGCAAUUGUAUCAGCUUAUUCAAGAUCCAAAAGUAGGGCCAUUUUGUUGGAUUAUGAUGGCACUGUGAUGCCCCAAACUUCUAUCAACAAGAAACCAAGUCAGGAGGUUAUAUCGCUUAUAAAUACACUCUGCGGUGAUGUUAGAAAUACUGUUUUUGUUGUCAGUGGACGCGGGAGAGAGAGUUUAGGGAAGUGGUUUUCUCCUUGCAAGAAACUCGGUAUUGCAGCAGAACAUGGAUACUUCAUGAGGUGGUCUGAGGAUAAGGAAUGGGAAACUUGUGGGCAGAGCAAUGAUUUUGGGUGGGUACAGAUGGCUGAGCCAGUGAUGCAACUAUAUACAGAAGCUACCGAUGGUUCUUCUAUUGAAAAAAAGGAGAGUGCGUUAGUUUGGCAUCAUAGGGAUGCGGAUCCAGGUUUCGGAUCAAGCCAGGCGAAGGAGAUGUUAGACCAUCUUGAAAGUGUGCUGGCAAAUGAACCUGUGGCAGUGAAAAGUGGUCAGUUCAUUGUCGAAGUGAAACCCCAGGGUGUGAGUAAAGGCAUAGUUGCUGAAAAGAUCUUCACGUCAAUGGCCGAGAUUGGAAAGCAAGCUGAUUUUGUACUGUGUAUCGGCGAUGAUAGAUCCGAUGAAGACAUGUUUGAAAUCAUUGGCAAUGCAAUGAACAGUGGGGUCCUCUCCGCGAAUACAUCACUCUUUGCCUGCACUGUUGGACAGAAACCAAGUAAAGCCAAGUACUAUUUGGAUGAUACUACCGAGGUUGUAAUCAUGCUCGAAGCUCUAGCCGAAGUAUCGAGUCCCCCACCGUCAACAGAAGUUGGCAGCGGAAGUGGGAGCCUAUGAAGGUUUUCUUGGGUUGUAAACUUCAGAUCUCCUCUGUCAAUCCCUUUUGCUUGCAUAUCUUGCUAGAGUAUAUUGAUGGGGUUUAUGAUCUGUUUGGAGAGAAAUUCAUGGAAGAAGCAUUGUAUAGCCUUCUUUUCUAUGUUGAGUCCAGAUCAAUUGCUGAUUGGAUUUCCUUUGGCGAAGAGGCAUAGGUUGUGUUUGGAUAUUGGAUUUGCGGAGGGGAAAAUAAAUGCAGAGGCAAAGAGAGAAAAUUUGCUUCAGAAAUCCAUCUCCCUUUCUUUUCCCUUUAACAAAUCAUUUCCAUAAAUAAGAUGCAGACACAGCAAUUAUUGAAUUGUGGGUGAGAUUUUGCCGACACAUUGGGUAUAUCUGCUCAGAAUCUGAUAGGUUAGGAGUUGUUGGAUUCAUACACAGAGGACUGGAUGUUCGAUUUGUUCUUGGCCUUUUGACAUACAUUUAGGCUUUGUUUGGAUCAUGGUUUGGUAGAUAGUGGUUUAUCUGUGAACGGAAAGUGAUAGGGAAACCAGAGAAGGAAAUGGAGUUCCUUCAUACAUUAUCUUCGUAGCAUUUCGUUGGCCUUUUUCCUUUCCUUUUGUUAAUUUCUUCACAGAUCCUUAAACCAAACAGAGCCUUAUUGGAAGGCCGUGAUGCUCGGUUGCUGCAGUUGACACCUAUCUUUCUGUUUUCCCAUUCGGCAGGUAUGUUUCUAAGUUCUAACAGCUGGAAAACAAAGAUCUAGUAGUAACAUAAGCAGACAUUACCUGCUUGUUAAGUAGCAUGGUCGCUUUCCUUUUUUUGUUUCCUUUGAAUGGAUUUUUUUUUUUAAUUUUGUUACUCAAGCAGAAUUCAUUGGAUUGUAUAUGUAUUAGAAUUUCCGCAUUGAUUUCUUUAGUUGCGAGUUGGGUCCAA